Nerophis lumbriciformis (worm pipefish) is the source of this 954-nucleotide messenger RNA. Lineage: Eukaryota; Metazoa; Chordata; Actinopteri; Syngnathiformes; Syngnathidae. The record is from RefSeq and is a predicted model, not a curated record.
AUGGCGAGCGGCGGGCAAAAAGUGGUGCUGAUCACCGGCUGCUCGUCGGGCAUUGGCCUGAGGAUGGCUGUCAUGCUGGCCAAGGACCAACACAAGCGCUACCAUGUCAUAGCUACGAUGCGAGACUUGAAGCGCAAGGACAAACUGGUGGAAGCUGCAGGCGAUGCAUACGGGAAAACACUGUCUCUGGCCGUACUGGACGUGUGUUCUGAUGAAUCGGUCAAACAAUGUAUCAACGGCAUCAAAGAUCGCCAUGUCGACGUCCUCAUCAACAAUGCGGGCAUUGGUCUGGUGGGCCCACUGGAGAGCAUACCCAUCGAGGAGAUGAAGAAGGUGUUUGAGACCAACUUUUUCGGUGUGAUUCGAAUGAUCAAGGAAGUGAUGCCUGAUAUGAAGCGGCGCAAAGGAGGACACAUCAUCGUGGUCAGUAGUGUGAUGGGCCUCCAAGGAGUGGUCUUUAAUGAUGUCUACGCUGCAUCCAAGUUUGCCAUGGAGGGCUUCUGCGAGAGCCUGGCCGUGCAAUUGCUAAAGUUCAAUGUCACGUUGUCAAUGAUUGAGCCUGGCCCAGUUCAUACAGAGUUUGAGGCCAAGAUGAUUCAAGACGUGCGUCAGAAGGAGUACCCGGGAACCGAUGCGGACACAGUUCACUACUUCAAGAAUGUCUACCUUCCAUCUUCUGUGGACAUUUUUGAGACACUGGGACAAACGCCGGAUGACAUAGCCAGAUGCACCAAAAAGGUGAUUGAAGCCAGCAGCCCGCGAUUCCGCAACCUGACCAACCCCUUGUACACGCCCAUCGUGGCCCUCAAGUACGCUGAUGAGACAGGCGGCCUGUCGGUUCACGCCUUCUACCACAUGCUCUUCAAUCUGGGCCCGCUCAUGCACAUCAGCAUGACCGCCAUGAAGUACCUCACCUGUGGCUGUCUGAGGAGCCGCACUGUGUCGCCAAACUGA